AUGCAAAGGCUGGUCAAGAACUUCAGCAAAAUGGCUCUUCCCGCACGAUAUCUGCCCCCGGUUCACCGGGGUAUUACACAACUUGACAAAUCUGUGUUCACGAGAUCCAUUCCUUUGGUCGUUGUAAGCUUCCCAGACCCCCGCAACAUCUCAGUGUUCUCUAAACGUUUCAAAGAUGAGAUCCUACGUGUUCCACGCGUUCCGCAUGUCGUCAGACUGGUGGACAGCCCCGCGCGCGUGGACGGGCUGCCCCCGCUCAAGAAGCAGAUGGUAGCGAACGACAAUCACGUGGCCAAGGGCGUGCUACUCAAAGACUCGGUCCAUCGCGUGGAAGACGUGAAGCAGCAGCUGUCGGCGGACGCUCAGGCCUUCCUCGAUGAGUGUGGCGCCGCAGUGCGCGACUACAACUACACGCUGGACUACGAAUUCUACCACGCAGAUGAAAUCCUGCGCUCGGUGCUGCCAGAAGAGUUCCUGGACGAGGUGCCCUCGGGGUUCACGGCCACCGGGCACGUGGCGCACGUGAACCUGCGAACGGAGCUCAAGCCGUAUGGCUCGCUCAUUGGCCAGGUGAUCCUGGACAAGAACCGCCAGAUCGAAACGGUCGUCGACAAGGUGGACGCGAUCGCAUCACAGUUCCGCACGUUCCAGAUGAACGUGCUGGCCGGCCGUCCGGACCUCGUGGUCUCGCAGCGCGAGUCCAACUGCACCUUCACGUUCGACUUCAGCAAGGUGUACUGGAACUCGCGCCUGCACACCGAGCACGAACGUCUGGUCCGCCUGUUCGAGCCGGGCCAGCUUGUUGCAGACGUGUUCGCGGGCGUAGGGCCGUUCGCGAUCCCCGCAGCCAAAAAGGAAGUCCUUGUGCUGGCAAACGAUCUCAAUCCUGAGUCAUUCCGCUAUCUGCGCGAUAACAUAGCCGCCAACAAGGUGGACGGCUUUGUGCGCCCGAAAAACCUGGACGGGCGCGAGUUUAUCAGAAGCUCGCCCGCUUUGCUCCGCGAUUGGACGGCACAAACAGGAGGAUCUGUGACGGUUGCGCCCGCGCGCCGCCGCCGCGGCGCCCCCCCGGCGCCACCGCGCAUCGUCACGCUCCCUCGCUAUUUCCACCACUACGUCAUGAACCUGCCCGACAGCGCGCUUUCCUUUCUCAACGAAUUCGCCGGGCUGUACUCGCGCCACGGCAUCUCCGAGGACGCCGCUGCCGACCCAGCAUUCGUGCUGCCCUACAUCCACUGUCACUGUUUCGAGAAAUACAGCCCCGACGAGCCCGAGCCCGCGCCAGCAGACCUGCACGCCCGCAUACACCGCCGUGUGCUCGAGAUAAUGCACACCAGCGCAGACAUCCUGCCGAUGACUGCGCUGUCGUUCCACCUCGUGCGCAAAGUGGCACCUACGAAGCCCAUGUUCUGCGUGACAUUCCAGCUACCCCAGAGCAUAGCCUUCAGCCCCCUAGCAACCACUACAUAG
Eremothecium gossypii ATCC 10895 is the source of this 1470-nucleotide messenger RNA. RefSeq names its product tRNA (guanine) methyltransferase (gene TRM5). The record is from RefSeq and is marked provisional. Gene Ontology annotation, biological process: tRNA N1-guanine methylation; mitochondrial tRNA methylation. The transcript has a single exon. Bases 1 to 1470 code for a protein of 489 amino acids. Gene Ontology annotation, cellular component: mitochondrial matrix; cytoplasm. Lineage: Eukaryota; Fungi; Ascomycota; Saccharomycetes; Saccharomycetales; Saccharomycetaceae.